Molecule: messenger RNA, 11142 nt
Organism: Mastomys coucha (southern multimammate mouse)
Lineage: Eukaryota; Metazoa; Chordata; Mammalia; Rodentia; Muridae
Gene: Csrnp3
Product: cysteine and serine rich nuclear protein 3
Exons: 7
Coding region: 387-2180 (597 amino acids)
Biological process (GO): regulation of transcription by RNA polymerase II
Cellular component (GO): nucleus
Molecular function (GO): DNA-binding transcription factor activity, RNA polymerase II-specific; sequence-specific DNA binding
Source: RefSeq, a predicted model, not a curated record
AAGGACUGGGAGCAGGCAGGCAGCAAGAGCUGGAGGACGCCUGGAUCUGGCUUUUGUUAUUGGUUGGCUCUGGCCUGAUGGAUGGAGGGCGGAGUGAGCUCUUCUCAGUGUGUUCUGCCGGAGCCCAAGUACAGAGACCAUAUUUACAGGUCCAUGUGACAGCUAUGAGUGGAAUUUUAAAGGGGACGUUGGAAGAAGCUGACAGCGCCUCACUCUGCUCUUCUGUGCAGGAAUCAGAUGAUGACGUUUUUAGCUGUUACAGUGCUGAGAGUCUUGAUAGUGUCAGUCUGUCCACACCUGAUCAUUUACCCGAAAAAAUAAGAGGAUAUCAACAGACUGAAAGGAUAUUUUCAGAAGCGUAGGCUCUUCGGAGGAUACUGCAGUUCAUGAGAUCUCAAGGUACAUGUGACAACGCCGCAGCUAUGAGUGGAAUUUUAAAGAGGAAGUUCGAAGAUGUGGACGCCUCCUCACCCUGCUCUUCUGCUCGGGAAUCGGAUGACGAAGUCUCCAGCAGCGAAAGUGCUGACAGUGGGGACAGUGUCAAUCCAUCCACCUCUAACCACUUCACGCCUUCCUCCAUCCUCAAAAGGGAGAAACGGCUGAGGACGAAGAAUGUGCACUUCAGUUGUGUCACCGUGUACUACUUCACCCGGAGGCAGGGCUUCACUAGUGUGCCCAGCCAGGGUGGCAGCACUCUGGGGAUGUCCAGCCGUCACAACAGUGUGCGCCAGUACACCCUGGGCGAGUUCGCAAGAGAGCAGGAGCGGCUGCACCGGGAGAUGCUGAGGGAACACCUCAGGGAGGAGAAGCUCAACUCUCUAAAACUAAAGAUGACUAAGAACGGCACUGUAGAAUCUGAGGAAGCUAGCACUCUGACCGUGGAUGACAUUUCCGAUGACGAUAUUGAUUUAGACAACACAGAAGUAGACGAAUACUUCUUCCUACAACCCCUGCCCACAAAAAAGCGGAGAGCUCUGUUGCGAGCCUCGGGGGUGAAGAAGAUAGACGUUGAAGAGAAGCACGAGCUGCGGGCCAUCCGCCUGUCUCGGGAGGACUGCGGCUGUGACUGCAGAGUGUUCUGUGAUCCAGAAACAUGUACCUGCAGCCUGGCAGGCAUUAAAUGUCAGGUGGAUCGUAUGUCUUUCCCAUGUGGCUGCACUAAAGAAGGCUGUAGCAACACAGCAGGUAGAAUUGAAUUUAAUCCUAUCCGUGUCCGGACUCAUUUUUUGCACACAAUAAUGAAACUUGAACUGGAGAAGAACCGAGAGCAGCAAACCCCCACGCUGAACGGCUGCCACGGGGAGAUAAGCACCCACGGUCCUUCCAUGGGCCCUGUCGCUCACUCUGUAGAAUAUUCCAUCGCAGACAAUUUCGAGAUUGAAACCGAACCCCAGGCUGCCGUGCUGCACCUGCAGGAGGAACUGGAUUGCCAAGGAGACGAGGAGGAAGAGGAGGAGGAUGGAAGCAGUUUCUGCAGCGGAGCUACUGAUUCUAGCACCCAAAGCCUGGCCCCCAGUGAAUCAGAUGAGGAAGAGGAGGAGGAAGAGGAAGAAGAGGAAGAGGAGGAGGAAGAUGACGACGACGACAAGGGAGAUGGCUUUGUAGAAGGGCUGGGAGCCCAUACGGAAGUCGUCCCGCUUCCUUCUGUCCUUUGUUACUCCGAUGGCACCGCAGUUCAUGAAAGCCACACAAAAAAUGCUUCAUUUUACGCUAGCUCUUCAACUCUCUACUACCAAAUAGAUAGUCACAUCCCAGGAACUCCUAGCCAGCUCUCUGACAACUAUUCUGAAAGAGAUGCUGUCAAAAACGGUGCCCUUUCGCUGGUGCCUUACGCCAUGACCCCAGAGCGAUUUGUUGACUAUGCCAGGCAAGCAGAAGAGGCCUAUGGAGCCUCCCACUACCCAGCUGCCAAUCCGUCUGUCAUCGUUUGCUGCCCCACCUCUGAAAAUGAUAGUGGGGUGCCCUGUAACCCCUUAUAUCCUGAACACAGGCCUAACCUUCCCCAAGUGGAGUUUCACUCAUACUUGAAAGGCCCUUCCCAGGAAGGGUUCGUCUCCACAUUGAAUAGCGACAGCCAUAUUUCAGAGCAUCCUGCAGAAAAUCCUUUGAGCCUUGCAGAAAAGAGCAGAUUGCAUGAUGAGUGCAUUCAGUCCCCCGUGGUGGAAACGGUCCCCGUUUAGUCGCUUAAAUUAUUCUAUUAUAGGACCAAGUCUUCUAUUUAAGGCACUGUAUUGCCUUUGCUGGGCUCAUCAUUGUUUAAACCUGAAGACCAAGAAUAUGUGGACUGUGAUUAAUCUUCCAGACAGUAUUUCUUUCCUUCCUUUCUAGCUUCCCAACUGUGGCGUGGCACAAAUACAGUCGCUAUGGGGAUUUUAAACGAUUUUGAACUGUUUUGAUAGAAAAUGCUAAAUUAAAAAAAAAUGCAUAUCUCACAGUUGCCUACCUGUCAAACUGUGUGAAACCUGCCAAGCUAUGCACAUCAUAGCUCCAAGUUUUCGAUUAUCGGGCCUGUGCAAGAUUGUUAACUAAGACUAGAAAACAAGCAGAUUUAGAGUCCUAAUUUUUCGAUAUAUCUGAAGAUGAUGGUGACUUUUUAAUGUAAAAGUAAUUAUUGUAAGAAAAAAAAGAUUGAAUCGUUUCUUGUGUAUUUUAUUUAUGGUAGUUUAGAAGUCAUGCUUUGAAGAAAAUGAACAGCAUGUUCAUUGACGCUGAAGAUGUGUUAGCUAGCACCACAGAGCAUGCCCAGAGAAUUGCUUCUGGAAUCCACCUACAUUUUUACGAUCAUGAUUAAGCAGAUUUGCAAAUACUUUCUUAAGGAUGAAAUAGGCCUAUUUUUGCUAUUUGGGACAAAUGAGUCUAUAUGUGCAGGUCCUUAUGCAGUUUUCUCUCGUUAAGAGUUAGGACAAUCCUCUGGUGGGGGUUCAGUCCUCUUGCUCUCCCUCAGCUGAGAUAGACAGAAUUUCCUUUCUUUUUCAAACAGCGUCAUCUUGUUUAUUAGCUUGGACAGCACCUUUAAACUCUACUCCCUCCACCAGAAUGCACUUUAGUGCCCCUUCAUGGUACCUCAUGUGGGAUGGGGGUCUCAGAUUGCUUUGAAAUAAAAUUUUUUUAAUUAUUAAAAAAAAUAACUAUUGUAAGGUUCAUACAAUAGAGAGGAUUCUUCCAAUGAUAUGAAGGAAAAUGACUUGUUUCUUGUUUUCCUUCACCACUCCUAGGACCUAACUCAAUCCUAACAGAGAGAAGGCUGGGGGUGGGGAUGGGAGUGGGGACAGAGCCUCAGCACCCCAUCUACAUAGUGAUCAGCCUGUCUCUACAAAUCCAAAAAUGUGUAAAGGGAUUUCCACUUACUGACAAGCUGAUUGAAGGCAGGCCUGGGCUCACAUACUCACCAGGCCUCAUUUUCUGGAGCAUUUUUUUUUUUUUUUUUAUCUGUCUUGCCUGAGAUAGUCAGCAGCGUGGUCCAGAAUGCAUUAUGAAGGCAGCCACCUCACAUUCUCUUCCUUAGUAAAGAGAAUGGCUAGAAAGGAAACAUGUGCUCCCCCACAGACCCCCCCUCCCCGCCCUCUGCCUCUAGAAUGCCCGCUUCGAGACUCAAAGGACUUGAGUCUCGGAGGACUUGGAGCAACUUCUUUCCUAUCAGUUUAAGCAGCUAGAGAGCAAGCAUUACAGUUUCCCCCAAUGCAGUCAUCAUGCUGAAUCCUUUUGACAUUGUAUUGUAAAGUCAUUUCUAUACUUUAAGUCUAUUUAAAAUGUAGACACACCCCUGCUAUAUAGUAACUGCAUUUCUAAGUUUUUUUAUGCCUCCUUGAUGUGGCCAUUUGAAUAACUUUUAGAUUUCAGUUCCUUACAGAAUUGUAUUUGAUUUGACCAAGCUUGAAUGUGCUUCAGAGUCCUCUGAUGAGAAGCCUUUAUUUAAACUAGAUGUAGGGAAAGUAUAUUCACUUGUGGAGUUGUUCCUUCUCUAUGCCACCUCAAGACUAAAUCAACAUUAAUUUUUACUAAAAUUUAAAGGACUUUGGGUUUGUCGUGCUAUUGGAAGCAACAGUGGGGGCCCAACUACUCCUUUUGGUUGACCAGUGGGGCUAAUCUGGUGGGAAUUUACUCAGAUUGAGGUAAUAUGUCCCGAGUUCUCUGCAGCGUUGCCAUUAUUAACAUUUGAUUUCCAGUUAUGCUGCCUCCUGCCUACGCCAUCUAAAGGGCAGGGGCUCAAAGAAGAAAUAACAAAAGUCUAUUGUUCCUUCAUUCAAGCAAAUGAAAGAAUUCUGUGUUCCCAAUUUGCUGGACCAUUCCAACCUCUGGAAGUAUCUACUGGUGAAGCACUCACAGGCUUUUCUUAGAACAGAGGGUCUGGAGGCUCAGAGUAAUCCUGACUAAGGUAGGGUUGAUUUGGUGAAUGACAGUCUGCUUCCUGGAUCCUCAGAGAUGUAUCUUUCAGCCCAGCUUUAUUUUCACAAGGAUUGAAGCAUUUUUGUAUUUCAUUGAAUUUUGUGUUUCUCUUUUGUAACUUUAGCUUUUCCCAAAAGGAUACUUCAGAAAGAGAGCUUUCUUCCUCUCUCUAUUCAAUUGAGAUAGAAAGUUUCACUCUGCUAAGGAUAAUUACCUUUCUAAGCAUGAAAGCCGCCAUGCUAAGUUUCCCAUCCCUAAGUAAACAUCCCUCACAAAUCAUAACAGGUACAGGCUACCUGUUUUAGCAACACCAGCAAAUCAAACCCUGCAUAGCUAUCUUUACUAGACACACACAAACACAGAAUACACAUACACCACUGAGUGUGGCAGACUGUAGGCAGUAGCUAGUAAUGAGUACUGGAUAGUUAGUUCCUAAAGUACAACCAGGUUCUACUUUGCCUAAAACCAUAGCGAGAGGAGAAUUUUGAGAACAGUUGGUUGAAAAUACUCAAAGUUACAAAUAAUAUUAAUGAGGAGUUAUUUCAUUGUGACUUCCUUCCCCAGAAGGAACUGAACUGAGAACACAAUGAUUCUUCUGGAUUCUUCUCGCUAAUAGGCCUACUCAAUUGAGUUGCUCAUGUGCCAGGCAAGUGCCACAGUGAUUACUGCUUUUCAAAGGGAGAGGAGCACUUUGCUGCAACCAGGUUGAGACACUAAAUCUUUGUACCAAGGCACAAUGAUUUGACUUGCAGCUGUUGUUUUACUUCUGUAGUAUGACUAACCAAACUAUAGUCUCUCUUUGCACACAGUUCCCAAGUCGAGCACUAUCAACUGCAAAGCCCAAUGCUCCAGAUCCUAUCUAUUGGUUUAAAGAUUUGAUUCCUAGCUAUACUGGCCAAACUGAUUUGCAAGUCAAGUGACCUGAACAGCCUUAAUCCCCUUUAAUUUUUUUUUUUAAUUUUUCAUUGGUAGAAACAUAAACAAAUCAUUAAAAUGUGUAUAAAAUCCAAUUGUCUCUUUUCUUUUGGUAGAUUGAAUAGUAGACUAUUUGAAAGCCAGUCUUGUGAUAGAAUUAUGUUUUUCUCACCAUGUCAUGCCAACCACAUGUAAAAUAGCUAACAUUUCCUCAAGGGAGGAAAGCCUUCUAAUCACAUGGCCUAGCAGGACCACCUCCUUCUGCUCACUCCUACAAAGCAGUGCCAGUUACAGCAAAUUGCCACAAUUCUCAAGAAGACUGAGGUUAUAUUGAUUAUAUUCUAGGCAAAAUUUUUACUUAGAUUUCAUUAAACAAGAUUACCAUGAUUUAUUUUGUAAUAGAUACCUCACAUCUUUUUAUUGCUACCUUGUACAAGUUCUUAAUGACUUGGCAUUGAUCUUCAGAAUGAGUUAGCUAUCCAUUUUUUCUUUUAACCAAUAUUUAUUGAAUACCUCCUAUGUUAUAACAGCCGACCUGGUAGCAAAAAGAGCAAGGGACUCCCAUAUUUGGAAGAGGGAGGGCAAAGAAGGGUGACAUGAGAUGGUCAAGCCUCUUCAAAUCCUUCUCCAUUGGAAUCCUCCGUGUCCUGUUGGAAACACUGUCACCCAUUCUUCUAAUUCUGUACAACCUGCAUCUAGAUAAUGCUGACUUCCCUAAAUUGAUGGACCUUAGUACAACUUCCUGAAGCUUAGGAAAUAAGUUUGGAUGUAUUAAUCUAAGUUUGAAGUAAGACAUUCAGAGAAUUGUUUCUUGGAUGCAGCGCUAUCUAAGAAAAUGUCAACUUUAUGCCAGUAAAGCUUCCACCAGUUUCGAGAGGAGGGCUGACUAAUUUAGAACCCAAAGAACUUCAAAAACAGCAAGGGACAUGACCCUCUUACUCAUUUUAUAAACAGCUAUUAAGAUGGAAAAAACCUGCACAAAGGCACUGACUGAAAGAAGAUAGAAAAUGAGAGAGGUUACUUCCUUUAACUGUAGUUACAAUCCAGUGACAGUUUACAGUCAUUAUAGUCAACAUAUGAAAUGCCAAGUGUAAAUGGAAGGCACCUUUAUGCUGUCAAGGUCAAACUGACUAUAAUUUGAAAUUGUAACUUAUUUAUUGUAUCAUUACCAUGACCAACACCUGAAGUGCAGGGCUUGUGUACUUUUACAGGCAAUACAAAACUGAAGUUUCUCAUUACAUAAUUUUCCAAGAAUUAAGAGUUUGUACCCGGAGUCACUUAAAUGUCACAGCUUUGCACCCACAGUUCGGUUCAUCAGAUAUUUUCUGUAGCAUGGUAGAAUUUAAUUGACUGAAGAACCACAAUUGGAAAACUAACUAAAAUUGUGAAAGAGACAGGAUAGGAGUUCAAAUGGAACAUAAGUUUGGAAAUGAUAAUGUCUAUGAACAAAUUAGUAUAUCUCAGCAGUGGUGGACUGGGGGUUAGUGCACAGGACUUCAUAAAUGACAGGAACCCCGAAGCCAGAAAGAUCAGUUCCAUUGUGGCUGCCCCAAGAGCCCAGCUGGUAUUUUAUUUGCUUGCCAACAUCCAAAGCAGUUACAGUUCAUUCUCUAAAAUAGAAGAACACAGACCUCCAGCAAUCUGAAGAAAGUCUUCAUGCACAUGCACAUGCACCCGAGUGCACACACCACUUAAUGUUUAAUGACUAAUCAAAUAACAUUGGCAAAAGUAAGGAAUUUGGAAAUAGAUUUCUCUAACAAAUAUGACUCUAAAACAGCCAGCGUGUAUGCAGUUCCUCCCAUGAAUUCUCAGUCAAGAACAUGAGACCUGGUUACUAAACAGCACAGCAUCUUCCUCUUUUGUUGAGUGUUAGAAACAAAAACCUAGAAGUUGAGUACUGUCCGGGUUUCCUCUAGCGUCAGUAGGAGUAUUAGUCUUAACUGUGUGCUGUCUUGCCUGCCUUGGGAUUUCUCUUCUGAGAACUAAAUCAGAAGAAGGGGAGUUGGAAGAGCAGGAGUGAACUCCAGAGCCUAAACCAUAUGCCUUUUCAGUUCAUUGACUAUGGGUAGAUUUUUUUUUAAUGCCCUUAAUAGAGAAGCUGGAACUUGAGUACAUGCAGAUAUUUCUUACAUAUGGGAAAAGAAAUCACUCCAAAGAUUUAGUUUCUAUGAGUUGCUGUUUUCUUUCCCUGGGAUGAGCUUUUCACUAGACAGGGCCAUUGCUUUGUAUCUGACCCUUCAUGCUUGCUUUUAUUUCAAGGAAAGACAAUUCUAUUGUUAGUUUAUUUCAUCUUUCACAAAAGCAGCCAACCUUAUAAAGGGAGGUGAUCGAUGUCAUUCUAGACAGCAUUUUUACAAGGUAGCUUGGCUGCGAUUCCUCCAUCUAUCUCAUUAGUAUACUGAUAGUAAAGUCAGUUCAAAUUAUAAACUUUGUCACAUGUACAAGGCCAUCUAAGCAUCUUUAAGGAUAAUGUAUGUUGAUUAGAAAGGGCUAUAAGGAGUUAAGUGGAGUAAAAAUCAGCCUUGCUUUUGUCAAACCUGAUUUAUAUGGCUUUCCUGAUUUUUAGUUGUAACUUUAAAAUAUGCCUGUAGUUAAAUGUCUUAUUUCUUCUUUUUAACUCUUUUCCAAUAUUUUUACCUGGCUUGGAAUAACCCUAAAAGUUAUUUAUUAAUGAGUACUUGGAAGAAAGCUGAACUUUAAGAAGUCUUUUUAAAAUGCAUCUAGAAAAUUCUAUCUGGACUAUGUCCUACUGCACCCAAAAUACAACUGUUCACUAUCUUGUCUAGGUCAUGUGGGCUGGGAUAGUUUGAUUGUUAUUUCUGUGUUAUAGAAAUAUCAAAAGGCAAUUUGUAACACAUUUUAUCCAAUAUUGCUUUGCCCUCUUUUCCUAUUGGUUAUCAAUCUUUCUUCCUUUUCUUAAAAAUGCCAUCAAUAUUUAAAAAUCUAACUCAAAGAACUAUGUGAAUUACAAACAUUUAUUUAAUUAUGAAGAAAAGAAAGUACUCAGUUUUAAAUCUAAUUCCUCUACAGAGGGAAAAAAAUGGCUAAAGUUAGGGAAUAAAUUGUUGCCAGUUUAAAAAUCAAGUAUUUAUACUUCAGUGAUGUAAUGGUGCCUGAAUGAUAUCUGGACUUGAUAGCUUUUUAAAUUUUAAUAGCUACAAAUGUCAUUUUUUAAUUACAGUUAAUCACAGUCUACUGCCAGGCUAUGCCAUGUCCAACAGGUAACUUGGAACAGCUUAAUCUUCUUAAAGAUAUUCACAGAGACCAACUAAGCAUGAAUAAUGGAAGGUUUGAGAUUCUUCUGUAUUCUUCAGAUUGUAUAGGCCUGAGCCUAAGGGAGAGCUCCAGAGGUCACAUGGCUCCCUCAUCUACCUCUGGGGAAGACUGUCACUCAGGCAUAUCCAACAACACAGAUACCCAUUUAUUCUUGACACCUCUAGGGAAGAUGGUUUCCUUGGCAACAGAAUCCAGCUCUUUCAGGUUUUCUCACAGUAAGAACAUAUCUUGGCCAGUGCUUGUGGAAGAGGCACCUGGCAACAGUCGUGGUAAUUUGGGCAAUUGUGCUGGAAGACGGGAGAGGUUGGGUCCCCCUUCAUUUGAUGAUUAUUACAUAAGGCGAUUCUCUAAAUGUCUUAAGAAAGCAAAUUUGAAAAGAAAAUGUAGGCACCCGGACACUUAGUAAUGUAACCUGCUUUGGGAAAAUAAGGCACUAGGCAGUUUUUAUUCAUUUAUAUUUACCUUUUCUAAAUUACUGUCAUGUUAGGGGGAGUGAUUAUUUUAUAUCCCAGUCACCAAUAUCAGGACUAGAGUCAAGCAACUUGACUUAAACCCUUCAGUUCUCUGAGAAGUUACAAUUUUAAAGUGAGAAGGCCAUUUUUCUAUGUGCUUGCUUGUGAACAACUACCUUCUUGGUAACCUUCUUUUAGUGUAAGUAACGAAUGAGAAUCUAGGCUUCUCCUCGAAGAGAUGUGAUUAUCUGAAGAAUCUAAUAUGGAGUAAAAUGACUCCAAAAAAAUCACUCAGCCACCAUUUGAUCCCAGCCUGUGUAUGAGGUUGUUGUGUACACAAUGACUGCUUACAUUCUCAGGGAUCAGUGAUUUUUUUUAAAGUAAUUUAAAAACUUGUCAUCUUGACAAGGCUGCAAACUAAAGGAGUUCUAGAAAGGGGUGAUAUUUGUUUUCUUUUUUACCCCCUUUCUUUUCCCUUAAUGAAACCACUUGACUCAGACGCUCUUGACCCAGCCUUGCUUGACCCAGACUUCCUGCGAGCUUUCUGAUUGUUUUCUGUUUGCCACAACUCAGACACAGCACUAGCAGGAGCUGAGGACCACCCCUGGAAGUGAGUGUUUCCUCUCUCCAUGGAUCUUACCCAAUCUCAAUAUGGCUGCUUUUCCCCAUCUGGGUGCUUGAGUGAAAUGACAGCCACAAGAACGUACUUUGUCCUCAUGAGUAACACAACAUGGAAGUGACCCAGUGACACUUCUAGUUAAAAAAAGAAAAAGUUUCUGUAGAAUGCUGAUGUAAUGCAUAGUGAAUCAAAUUUGGCUUAUGUUUUAAUUGACUCUAGGCACCUCAACAGAAAGAAGUCUGAGGCAUAGUUUGUGAAACAUGUUUCAAAAGUGUUUGAUGAUGUAUAAUAAAUGCUAGACAAUACAGUACAGAAAUAGUAAAAGAAAAACUCGAACUUGUAGAUUACAACUCGGUUCCUAAGAACUCAGCCUUUGUUGUGUCUUAGUAAUGUUCCUCUCUGCCUUCUCCUUAGUUUAUCGCAUUUUGGUGUAAUCGCCCUUUAAGAUAGAGCUAUGAAUACCUAUGUACUGGUUUUUGCCUCUUAAUACAGAGAAGGCACUUUGUCCUUCUCAUUUUUCCCUCAGUGUCUGUCACAGGGUAUAUAAAUUUGAUAGGGAAGUUCAUUUAGCAUUGGUCAACAAAACCCAUUUCACAUUUAAAACCCAUCUAUCCAUUGGUUGCAUAGGUAAAUGUCACCCUUUUUACUGUCUUUGUCUUAAUCACAGUCUUAGACAUCAGCCAUGUCUCCACUUGCAAGCUGCCAUAGGAACUUGGUAUAUUUGAAAAACCCUUGUAAGAAGUAGUGAGCUGGUAGAUCACGUGACCCUGAGGACUCAUGCGUCCUUCUGUCUAUGUGGAAACACCUGUGCAUUAGGAAUGCUCCUUAAAUAAGGGAAGUCUUCUGAGGGUAAUUGUUUUAGGUGUUUGCUUUUUGGCCUGUUGGGAGCUGGCAGGGGGUAAAUGCAUCACUAAAAACUCAGAAAAGCCACAGUAUGGUAAAGUGCAUUGUAAUAUUGAUUGAUUUGGGUCUUUCAACUGAUUCUUAUUGCUACUUUUACCCAGGUCAUUACCGGUAUGUGCAUUCUGAUGACUUGUAAAUUUGAAAGGGAAGAAAAUCAAACCACAGUCCAUACACUCAUUUAUACCAUGAUGUCAUGUUGUAUGUCACAGUUGCUAGACUGAUUUCUCUUGUGUACAAGUUAUGACAUCAAAGAUGCCAAAGGGGAUAUGAAAUAAGCUACAAUGAUAUUCAACAGAAUUUAACCUGGACCUUAUGUUGUAAUUAUUUAUUCAUAUUAGCUGUAGUCUUCUGUAUUUAUAUUUUCAGUAUUUAUUAUGAAUGACAUGGAGAUUCCUGUAUUUAUUGUGGCUUUCUGUUGCAGUGUGUGUAUGUAUAUAUAUAUACAUAUAUAUAUUACAAAUAAGCAUUUUUAAGUCUGAUCUUUAAGUUUCUUUUAUUAGUGGCACUUGUAUUGUGCUGUACUUUUCAUUAUAUAUUGUACAAUAGCUUGUCCAUUGUUUGCAACAGAGUAAAACUGGUUUCUAAGUUGUA